Messenger RNA from Oxyura jamaicensis (ruddy duck), 7374 nucleotides. RefSeq names its product aminoadipate aminotransferase (gene AADAT). The transcript is spliced from 14 exons. Gene Ontology annotation, biological process: biosynthetic process. The coding region runs from base 40 to 1314 and encodes 424 amino acids. Gene Ontology annotation, molecular function: pyridoxal phosphate binding; L-kynurenine:2-oxoglutarate transaminase activity. Lineage: Eukaryota; Metazoa; Chordata; Aves; Anseriformes; Anatidae. The record is from RefSeq and is a predicted model, not a curated record.
GCAGCCGCCCGGUGCCGGCCCCGACCUCGUCCCGCCGAUAUGAAUUAUUCACGGUUCAUCACGACUGUGAGCGCAGCAAGAAAGGAAUCUCCAAUAAGACUUCUGACUGAACUGAUGCAAAGGUCUCCUCCAUCUCUCAUCUCUCUGGCUGGAGGGGCACCAAACCCUAAUGUUUUUCCCUUUAAGAAGGCUACUGUUGCCAUUGGACAUGGAAAUGUUGUUGAGAUUGGGGAAGAUUUGAUGAAGAGGGCUCUUCAGUACUCCGCCUCAGCAGGGAUUCCAGAACUGUUGUCUUGGCUAAAGAACUUUCAGAGAAAUAUACACAAUCCUCCAACAGCCAACUAUAGUCCUGAGCAAGGACAAAUGGAAGUGUGUGUCACAACUGGCAGCCAGGAAGGCUUGUGCAAAGUAUUUGAAAUGCUCAUUAAUCCUGGAGAUAACAUCCUUUUGGAUGCACCUACAUAUGCUGGGACACUAGCAGCUCUGAGACCUUUGGGUUGUAACAUUAUUAAUGUUCCUAGUGACCAACAUGGCAUUAUUCCAAAAGCUCUAAAAGAAGUUCUAUCUGCUUGGAGUCCAGAAGAUAUAAAAAAUCGUUGUCACAGUCUCCCCAAAUUUCUAUACACAAUUCCAAAUGGCUGCAACCCAACUGGCAACUCUCUGACUGCAGAGCGCAAGAAGGAGAUUUACCAGCUUGCAAGAAAAUAUGAUUUCCUUAUAAUAGAAGAUGAUCCUUACUACUUUCUUCAGUUUGAAAAGCCAUGGGCUCCAACUUUCCUCUCAAUGGAUUUGGAUGGCCGAGUUAUCAGGACUGACUCUUUCUCUAAAAUUCUCUCAUCUGGGUUGAGAAUAGGUUUUCUGACAGGUCCCAAGCCUCUUAUUGACAGAGUUAUUCUACACAUUCAGGUUUCAACAAUGCACACCAGCACUUUCACACAGAUUAUGAUAUCACAGCUUCUUCAGCAAUGGGGAGAAAAGGGCUUUUUGGAGCAUAUAGACAGAGUUGUGGAGUUCUACAGGACCCAGCGGGAUGCAAUGCUCAUUGCCGCUGACAAGUGGUUAAAAGGCUUGGCAGAAUGGUAUCCUCCUGCUGCUGGCAUGUUCUUAUGGAUCAAAAUUAAGGGAGUUUCUGAUACAGAGCAGCUGAUCAUGGAAAAAGCCUUGCAGAAAGAAGUGUUACUUGUUCCUGGAAGAGCAUUCAAUAUCAAUAGUUCAGAGCCUAGUUCUUAUGUCAGAGCUUCCUUCUCUCUAUCUUCUCCAGCCCAGAUGGAUCUGGCUUUCAGGAGACUGGCUGACCUUAUAAAAGAAGCUUGAUGGAAAAGCUGAACAGAGCUCAUACAGCAGUCAAAAAUAUCUCCAGAAAAUAUUUGUUAACACUUGUAUUUCAUCAGAAUACUUUAAAAACAAGCACAACACUGUGGCUGUUUCCUUAGAUUCCUUCGGAUUGCUUUUCAUUUUCAUUUUUAUUUCUAUUUUUUUAGCUGAAACAAUUUGCCUUUUUUUGACAGGACUUUACAUUACUAAAUUUAUUCCAGUUCAAAAACAUUUUGCAUAGUUAAGAACAAAAUGUUCUGUUCUUGUUUCCUGUCAAAUCCAUAGUAUUGUUAGAUUUUAUUUGUUGUUUGUUUGUUUUCACUUUUGUUUUCUGUUUGGGUUGGGAAGCAGGGAAAUCAGUUACUUAAGAAGUUACACCUGAGGUGGUCUUAAGCAUUAUUUCUUAAUCCUAGCUGAUACAUUCCUGCAACACCUUAAGUUGGAAUUGUUUUUGUGUGCUGCUUUCCUUCUUGGCUUGCUGUAUAGUAUCUGGUUUUGAAGAUUUGAAGAUCAAUUAUUUACUUUUACUAAAGUUUGGUCAGAUAAAAAUGAUGUAAGGAUGUUUUAAAUUUGAAACUGACAAAAUCAGGAUAUAAGUAAAACAACUUUACCUAAUGAUUCUGCAGCUCAAGCCACAUCUCUAGGUUUCCCUCCAAUCCUCACAGCAAGCUGGUGCUGUGGCUGAAGCCAGCCCCAGCACUGAGUCCCUUGCGGUGGCACGGCACCAGGGGGAGUCUGCAGUCCCAAAGCUGCUCCCAGGGCACCAACACCAUCUUUGAAGUUGCAAAUCUUUCAAGAUGAAUCUCUCCAUUUUUACAGUUUUUGAUGGUGCUAAUGGAGGUCCAAACUAACAGUGUCCUCUCUACAGUGCUGCUUAACAGCGAGUUUUUAGCUUUCAACUCAGUCUCCUAACCACAUGUAGCGAUGUUGAAAGCUCAGACUUUUCUAUCAUCAAUAAAACGUUUUUUAUCUCACAUUCAAUUUAGAAAAUCAUUUUAUACAACAGAAUGAGCUGACGUGUCUAUUUAAUUAAAAUAAUAUAGUUAUUGUAUUUUACAGAGGAAUAAAUGGGAAUGUCAUUUAAGACUGAUUAGAGCUCUCAGGCAAAUACUACUGCCAUUGUUAAGUCAGACCUGAAUUAGAAAAAUGUAAUCAAAAUAUCAUUAAUAAGCAAGCCUUAUAUUGGUGAUGUGUUGAAUAAUACUCUUCAACUUUCAGAGCUCUAAAUGAUUAUCUAGUUGAAUGUAAGGAAAAUGCAAUCCCAUUUGCUGCGCAUCAGAUGUUUUUACUAUCAGCUAAUUUAAUUUGGAGAGAGCUUGGUUUUCUUUCCCUGACUGUGGUGAACCAUCUAAAAUUAAAUUAAUAUCCUGAACAAUGCAAAGUGAACAAUGGUAGUAAAAUCUUAUAUGCACAUGCUGUUUAACUGAACCUCAUACUACAGUUCCUGGUCUCCCGGGACACAGGAUUCACUGAGAUUAAAUGCUCCUGAAGGAAGGCAUUUAGAUACAAAAGGAAAAUGCCAGGCAGCAGAUUCACAUGGAAAUGAUCAGGUAAUGAAGGUUUUGUUAGUGCUCUUUUUCCCUUUAUAUUUCAGCCCUCCAAAAGCAAAUAGCCACUUUUAUUCAUAGCUGGAUUUAGAGAUCUGAUGCAAGUAGCACAAUCUACUGUUGGGGAAGAGAGGACACAAGGGGAAAGGAGAAGGCUCCAUUUUGUAAGCACAUCUCUGGUGCUACCGAGGUAGGGGCAGCAAUGGCUGUGGAAGGGAUUGCAACAACGCUACAGAGAGCAGCCUGAGGUGCUCAGCUCCGAGCAGGCUGGAGCUCCAGGCACUUUUCUGAGUGGAAAAUUGUUUGCACUUGCUGUCGUACCUACACUUCUGUUCCAUUGCAUUUUCAGACCUUUGGUAGACAAUGCCUAGAAAUUCUGGACAACUAGCCACUAUACAUGACCCCAGUGAUUGUACAAGGACUGUGAACUUCAGCACGUUCUGUACAUACCACGUGUGCACAUGCUGUUGCACACAUACAGACUCACUGCGUGGCAUGUUACACUUUUGCUGUGGGAGUUGUACAGGUAUAGCAAGGGGGUGCAGUUUUUCUCAGCAAGGAUGGAAAUAUUAACUUUGAUAACUCCAACAUAGUUCCCAAAUUUCUGUGUAAAUUAGAUGUGCAAAUUUUACGUCCACAGAGGUCAUUGAUCAGCAGGAAAAUACACGCGUCUACUUCAAAAUGAGAGCCUCCCAGCAUAAGUCUGAUUAAUGAAUAAUUGGGGGACUGAGGGAAAACUUAUGGGGAAUUCAUGAGAAGAGAGAAUCUAUAUCCAUACACAGUUAUGACAAUUCUUACGCUAAACUGUGAGCAUACAGAGAAUUAUUUCAUCCUACCGAAUACAUCCAUGAGUAUCAGCGGUGGUAUGCAGGAAUUUACAGAGGACGUGUUGUGGAAAACAUUUGCCUUAGUUUGGGGGGAUUGUCCCAUAAAUUCUGAACAUAAAUUUCAUUUUAAACUUUAUUCUUCAAUAAUGGUUUGCUCUGAGUAGAACCUUGUAUUUUAAAACCUUGUGGCCUAUAGAUCUGCAGUACUUUCAGUUCUGCCUGUGCAGUCCAUAUUCUGAUACACUGGAGUAAAUAUUUAAAAGGGCUCCACUGAGCUGUGGUGGUUCAUGUCCUGAUCUGCCCUAUUUGCUUUAUUAUUUAAUACCAGUUUUCAAGCAGCCCACUGUAGGCUAUGUCUUAGGUGGGAAGAGAAUGAUUGCAGCGCUUGAACUGUAAUCAUUCUGAGUGAAAAGCACCCUGCGAAUACAAAGAAACAUACAUUUUCAUUCUUCUAACGUUGCUAUUAGGAAUGCCAGUACCUCACUUUUCUCAUAACAGCAGCUGUGGAGGCUUUUGUGUCACCCUGCAAAGCUCAUAUAUCACUUUAUGAGGAAGGAUAAGGAUCUUGCUGAUUCUUUUUGAGAAUGAGUAUCCCAGAGAUGUGUUAACAAAUCUGACUGGUGCUAAAAGAUUCCCUGCUAGCUAUACAGAGUUUGGAAAAUACAUUCAAAAUUAUAUUUUGUUUUACUUUCAAUUUAAAUAAUAUCUGGAUUGAUAGAGCAAAUGAAUAGGCCAAUGUGACCUGGAAAAAAAUAACAUGAAGUUAUUUCAGUUUUUGACUUACCUAGAACUUUGAACUUUAUCUUUCGCUGUAUUUGGCUAAUAAUGAACUUUGAACAUAAAAGGUUUAAGAGAGGAUUUUCCUGCACUUUCCUCCAAAAAAACAGGCACUAACAGAUGUACAAUAACAUUGGCCUGGCCCAGGAUUUUCAUUCCUGGAUACUGAAUGCUGCAAUUUCCAUCUACAUCCAGCUUGAGACACCAGCCCUAAAACCUUUGUAGUGUCCAGGUACAUUAGCAGAUAGGAAAUGUGAUCUUUUCAGUGCGUAUCACCACUCCUGUAACCACUAAGGACUUGAUGGAGCACGUGUGUGCUUCACAAUUCUGGAAUAACCACCAGAAGGUGCAUCAGCAUUUGGCACAGCAUCAGCAGAGUCACUGAAGCACAAUGCUUGACAUUUGUGGGUCCUCUUAUACAUGUCUCCUGAAAACAUCUCCCUGAUUUGUGCCAUUUUAAGAACUGGUCCUGUAGUGUUUUCAUUUCAAGUUUUUUUGAAGCACAGGUCAAGAAAUGAAAAAACAAAAACAAUCAAAAAAAAUACAUUAACAGUAAUUAUGAGGGAAAAUUAUGUUAUUAGUAUUUACAAACUUUUUAAACUGGCUUAUUUACUAGAUCUUGCUCUGGGAAUCCAUCUGUACUAAUGUCAGUUUAUGAAGGCAACAAUGUACAUAUCUGCAUCUGAAUUAUUCACAUCAGUCAAUGAGAUUCAUCAUUUUUAUAGCUGAGGUUUAAAACUGGUCAGAUGAAUUUCUAAGGGUCCUUUUUCCUUCUAUUGAUCCUAAAGGGAGCUUACAGUGACUCACUUCAUUACAGAGAUCUAUAUUUUAGCUAUCAAAAACUCUGUGCAAAGGACCACAUCUUCCAUUGCUCUUUUCAUGAGAUCAAAUUUUUGUUGUUCUUACACAGGGGAUCUCCUGUUAGAGAGUGCAUUAAUGACAGCCUAAGGGAAGGCUUUGGAAAUUAUUAAAGCAUUUUGUUUCCUUGGUUAAUGAAAGCAGAUAAAAAAUAGUGGAUUUGGUGGUAAUACAACUAACUCACCAACAUUUCUGUUAGUGGAAGCUGACAUACUGGUAUGUCUGUUAUUUUUCUGUCUGGCUAAAUGUUGCUCCAGAGUAGUAGCCAAGAAAUACUCUACAAUAUGCAGAUAGCUGUGGUUCUCAGCACUGUGUGUUUUCUUCUCCUGGCUAUAACUCUAUCCCAGUCACAUUGUUAAGCCCGUACAUACAGUCAUCUUUGCAAUUAAAGGUACCAUUUUGUAGCAGGCCUAAAGAGUUCUCUUUUUUCUUUAGUUGAGAUUUAUUAAAAAUAUAAUUGGGCCUUUUAACUGACCACAGAACUUUUAUUAUCAGCACAGUUCUACAAAUAGAGAUCUCAGAGACAUUUGGGGAUUUUCACACAGAUGUGUACCAUGCACAAAUAAGAAUGAAACACUUUUCCUUUUUAUCUAUGCCAACUGUGCUUUCUUGCACAAGGUGAAACAGGAGCAGGGUUACAGAGCUGUCAGAACAGAAGGACCUGCAGAAAGAACACUAUGCCAGUAAAAGACAAUUUUAAAGGAACAAAGCUUUUUCUGUCAAGUCUUACAUUAUUGAGGACAUGGUCCAUAAUGCCUCUGUUAAAAGAGCAUGAAUAUGUAGAGCCUUGGGGUUCACAUUAAAGGACAAAAUGUGCUGGAAAGCAAUGAGUGGUUUCAAACUAAAGUGUUGUUUACUACUCCGAUGAAGAAGCAGAAGGAUAAAUCAUUUUAGUUAGUCUCCAGGAGAUAAUAUUUAGUUAGAGCUUAAUCCACAAAACUGCAGUUCUACCACUCAAAAUGUGGACAAGAUCACUAACUGGAAAGGCAGCGCUCAAGUUAUUAAGCAGGAAUAAUAGUAUUUCUUUCUUGGGUAUUAUUAUAACAACUUCUUCACACAUGGAAAUGAGAUUUCCUUAAGCUUGUAGCGAAGUGAUCUGUUUGCACUGCUAUAUAACAUGCUUCAUUUCCAUUGCUGAAACUGUCAUUAGUUAGAUAGAAGACAAAGUAACAGCAAACAUGAACUUCAUCUUCCCAAAGGGGAGGUCUCCAAGCAUCUGCCGCUUGGAACAUUACCUGUCAGACCAAGAAGGGAAGGAAGAGCUAACAAAGCUUCUGUAACUUUCUUACAAACUCAGCAACAUCUUCCAGAAGUCCAACUCCCAACAAUACCAAAGUCAAUGGAAGUGUGAACAAGAUGGAGCAAAGUAACAACAGCUAUUUUCAUAAAAGAUGCUCAGCUCAGAAACAUUUAAACCAAUGUCAUUCUACCAAAAGUCUUAGCAUCCUGAUAACUAGACAGAUAAAUUACUUACGAGCACACUGUUUGACUAUUAUAUCAACUGUAUGACUUUAACUUGCACUACCCUGUUGCAUCUUUUGAGCUGUGAAGUGUACAGAAGAUUUUAGCAUUCUGGCUUCAGCCAGCCUGUAAGCUGACCUGAUACCAUGUUUGAGAAGCAAAGUGGAAAACUGAAGUGUUGACUUUUGGGGGUUUCCAUGAAGUUUUAGCAUUUCAGAACAGGUGAAACAGUAUUGUUUUAUUUUUGUUUAGGAGCAGUGUCUUUCCCUGAAGAGUUCCACCGAGUAUCCUACAACCCAAACAUUAAAAAGUGUAAGCAUAAAUGUCAAGGGCUUUGUGAUCUCUUCAUCAUUUCAAAUGAUACAGAAUGAGUUAAUCCAAUUGAAUGUGUGCAAGUUAUCUUAGUAAUGGCCAAGAGAUUGGGAAAAAGAAAUGUUAACAUAUGCAUGCUGACAGAAAAAAAAUGGUAACAAAAUAAAAUGAUGAGCUAUAACACAACAAACAAGCUAUACUUAUGGUUUAUUUCACAAACUGGAGCUAAUGCCAUACUAUUGAAAAAGAAAGAAAAUUUAUAUAAGGAUUAUCAGAAA